CGCGGGCUCAAAAUACAGUGCGUUGACGUCACAUGGAGGUCUAGAAUAGCUCACAAUCCUCUAUAUAAAAUUCUGUGCCGAUACGCAAGGGCGAGCAUUGAAUCAAAACCUUCUACACUUCUAAAAUCGUCAUCUGAGGGAGACUAUAGUUUGAAGAAGAAAUAAUCUUGGAUCUAAGAUUCUUACUGGGGCGUUUAAGCGAAAAGGUCAUCAUGGGCAACGAUCCGUCGAAAAAGGGAAACAAGGACAAAACAGCGCCUCCUAAGAUAAUACACAGAGGAAGGAACGACGCAAAACACAUUCGCUUGCUUGUUGUACACGAAGAGUCAGACCCGCCGGUAGAUGUUAUAGAUCAUUUCUGUGAUGCUGUGAAUGCUUUUAAGCCUCAAGGAAGCUUAGAAAUCAAACAGCGCGAUGUAAAAGUGUGGCAAUUGGCCGGCUCGAAAUCUCCAUCAGAAUCUCGCCUAACGGAAGUGAAUCAAUGGAUGUCAGAAUGGUUGAACCAAAAUGGUGUUGUUCUCAUAUGUUUGCUGUCGAGUCAGGAAGUUCAGCCUUUCGCAGACGACAUUGACUUGCAGAGCGGAAAAAUUGUGCCGUUCUCGUUUGGUAAAGCUCCUGCAAACUGGAAGGAAUGUGUUUCUCUGAAUAUUGACCUCAAAGCUGUAGAAAGCCCUAAAGAUUUUGAAGGUCCGUUAGAAGAACUUGUUGCCAGUGUGAAAGCGGAGUAAAUAUUGAAAAGAAACAAGCUUAUUUUCUCUGGAAAGCAAACUUUUAAUGAAAUGAAGUGUCAACGAACAUGUAAAGUAAAUGAAACCACGAUUAAGGUAACUGAUAGAGGAACACUGUAACUGGUUCGAUUUUCGACCUUGUCAAAGCCGGUGUCAUUGAUGUGUAAUCAGUUAUUAUACGUCAAAAAGAUCUUAUUUGACUAAAAAUUUUGUAUCCAAUAAUAUUCCCGUUUUUAUAUUUUUAUUAUCUAAACACGAAUACUGGAAAAUACACCACUAUUAAAAUUUAUGCGAAAUCACAUCCGGGACUCGAGUGGUGUAUUUUCCAUAUCCUCAUUAUAGUGAAGAUAUCGAUGACUAAUUUAAAAUAUCAUGUUUGACCCUUAACGGCUGUAUAUAAGAUCGAAAUAUCUUCAGAUCUUUUUCGGAGACCUUCUGCAAUCCUCGGUUAUCUCCGUCUUCGGAAACCUCCGGACAUUUUCGGAAAAUGAGCGUUGACUACGAUUAAUACGUGACAUUAUGCUGUUGGCGAUUGCGUUACGAUUUAAACCGUCUGAAGACAAUGUCCCGGGAUCGGGAAGGGACUACCAUAUGAAAAGGCUGGGAAUGAUGAUCGGAAAAAUUGAAUUAAAUCCCUAGAGGAGACCAAUCUGAGCGUGGUUCGAACUU
This is a messenger RNA of Orbicella faveolata, 1397 nucleotides long. RefSeq lists its product as uncharacterized. The record is from RefSeq and is a predicted model, not a curated record. NCBI's taxonomy places the organism in Eukaryota, Metazoa, Cnidaria, Anthozoa, Scleractinia, Merulinidae.